AUGUGCUCAAUGCUUCUCGUACUCUUCCUUGAAUGCCAUUCGACGACUGGUAGGACAAUGGCUGCAACAACAAGAAAGGAAAGUGCACAAACCAACGAUACCGUGCGACCAUUGGGCGCCAACGCAUUUUGUAAAAACGGGGAAAAGACAAGGAUUCGACGUGACUGGGACUUGAUCUCUCGUGACGACCAGGACCUCUACAUCGAGGCGAUCGAAGAAGCAAUAGAUCGAGAAUUAUACCAGGCUUUCUUGGGCUACCAUGCGGACUCUGUAGCGUUAGUACAAUCGCACGAAACAUGUGGUUUCGCAUUGUGGCAUCGAACCUUUCUGUUAGCUUUCGAAAACAUGUUGCGGUCGCUGGCACCACGGUUUGCUUGUCUCACUAUCCCUUAUUGGAAUGUGAUGGAGCAUUCUAGUGAUCAAGCCAGAGGCUUGUGCACCAGCUAUCGAACCUGCUCCAGAAUAGUAGGAGACCUUGGUGGUAGUCCUGUCGCGGCAGCAGCGACCCGUCUGUAUGCCGGCAUUGAGGCUACUGGAGAUUUGAUUACCGGUCGUCCAAUUCGCAAUCUCCAUGAUGACAACAACGCUACUGGCAUAGUGCGCGAUGACUUAUUCUGGGUCACUCUGCCUGCGAGUACAGCGUACGAUAGCGUUCUCGAUAUCCUGGUUACUAGUCCGUCCUACGUUCAAUACACACGUCGGAUCCAGGAAACCAUUCACGACGAUGUUCACGACACGUUGGGUGGCUUCAUGCCCACAUACUCAAGCCCCACUGAUCCACUCUUUAUGCCGUGGCACAGCUUUAUCGAUCUUGCUUUGUUCAUGUGGGAAGCUUGCUACUUGGAUCCAUCGGAACAAGCUUCCGGUACGCGUCUUGCUGCAGACUGGGCGUUUGAGGGCGCCGGAUCGAACUGCUCCCGAAGUGGUCGCAGUAAGGUCCUGUUCCCCAUCCUCAACGCCACGAGCGAGCUAUAUCUUAUGAGGGGUGACUUUCAUGUGCUUGAAGAUCCCUUGAUUGGAAUCUAUUUUGCCGAUAUUGGAAUUCUUUUCUCGGAUGUGGCGUCUAUUCGUGACUUGGGAGAGGACUUUGAUUUCACCUACGAUCACGUGACGGAGCGGAUUUGGAAUGUCCUGCAAGAUCCGUCUCAAUGUCCGUCCUCGGGAUCCUGGACAGCCUUUCCGACUCCGUCGCCGACAACGGCAUCCCCCGUGGUAGGAUCACCAAACGAUGCCGAUGCUCGUAGCGAAUGGCUGGCUGGGAUCCGUCAGCGCCUCGAGGAAAUGUUUGCCGAAACACACCCGGGAUACGUUGCCCAAUACAUGUCUUACUUCACCUGUGUCACGCAGGAUGAGACAAGUCUCUCUGUAUACACAGAGGAUCCGGGCGAGUACUUGGUUGAUGUGUUGAAUGGCAACGCGAUUAUUAGAGCGCGUUGCGCCUUUUUCCUUCCCGAAACAGAGUCCGUUACGAAUGAGGAAUUGCCCACGUCUUCGACUCCUGUGGCUGCGCCCUCUGAGAACAGGGACCAGUUUGCAGGCGACGACGAGGAUGAUGACCAGACUAGUACCGCCCUAAGAGCACCUCAACCGUACUUUGGCAUUGGGUUGGUCAGCUGCUUGGUGCUACUCGUUGUGGACUAG
Messenger RNA from Phaeodactylum tricornutum CCAP 1055/1, 1641 nucleotides. It is a transcript of the gene TYR1, whose product is annotated as tyrosinase. Gene Ontology annotation, molecular function: oxidoreductase activity. The transcript has a single exon. Bases 1 to 1641 code for a protein of 546 amino acids. Lineage: Eukaryota; Bacillariophyta; Bacillariophyceae; Surirellales; Neidiaceae. The record is from RefSeq and is a predicted model, not a curated record.